AUGAUGGGGGUCUACUGUUACAUAUUACUACUCAUUAGCCUGGCAACUGAGGCUCUUGCAAACACAGAGUCCUUUAACCUCUAUAUACCCAGUGAUUUCCCACUACGGGCUGAUAAUAAGGGACCUGGAAUCUCUCACGGGUUUCCCUCUAUUUCACUACAUAAAGUCAACCAUAGGCUUGAGACAUUCAAUGUGCCACUAGAUGAGAUGUUCUAUGUACAGGUAGACGGCCUGAGGCAUAACGAGAACUACCACAUACGGGUUUGUUGGACUGCGGCGGACCCUCUGGACAUUAAGAACUUAGGAUAUCUCAUAGUACCUCAUCACUCGGAGUUUAUGGGCACCGAGGCAGAGGACGCCCGGAUCUUUUUGCAUUUCCUAGCCUCCCCUGCCUCGGAGCCUCCCAUGAAGGCCGCGAUGAUACCGGUCAACGUGUCUGUAGUGAAUACGAAGCUGGGAAUUCCGGUGGACCUAUACUCGCUGCUCGUCUACAUUUUCGUCAUAAUGGGUGGCGUGAUGAUUGCAGUACGGCACUUCGAUCCUUAUCGCAUGUUGAAGGAAGCGUGCUGA
Messenger RNA from Eremothecium sinecaudum, 570 nucleotides. RefSeq names its product Pga1p (gene PGA1). Bases 1 to 570 code for a protein of 189 amino acids. Gene Ontology annotation, biological process: GPI anchor biosynthetic process. Lineage: Eukaryota; Fungi; Ascomycota; Saccharomycetes; Saccharomycetales; Saccharomycetaceae. The record is from RefSeq and is a predicted model, not a curated record. Gene Ontology annotation, molecular function: mannosyltransferase activity. The transcript has a single exon. Gene Ontology annotation, cellular component: endoplasmic reticulum membrane; mannosyltransferase complex.